Phyllotreta striolata is the source of this 1796-nucleotide messenger RNA. NCBI's taxonomy places the organism in Eukaryota, Metazoa, Arthropoda, Insecta, Coleoptera, Chrysomelidae. The record is from the annotation of a GenBank genome assembly.
AUUUACGUCAUUCUGUCUGUCAACAACAAGCAUUUGACGUAAUCGAGAUAAGAGUGUUUAUUAUUAUUUACUGCGCUGUUGAAUGUUGAAUGUAUUACGUGCAAAGAACGUGUUAACAACAAAUAAAAUAUCGAGUGCAAAUCAAUAACAAUCGAUCGGGUGCAAUUAGUUUUGCGAAUAAAUAAGCGAGUAACCCUUGCUAAAGUCCUAAUAUGUUGUGACAUGCGCAACGUUAUUGUUACAUCAGCUGUUCAAUACAACAGUAUGGUAAUGGUAGUUGUUUGUGUUUAGAACUGCAAGGUCAGUCUUUGUGCGAAAUAUUAAAGUUGUUUUGAGAACGCACGCAAACACAAACAAGUUUGUUGCGUGGAAAUUUAUGCGAGACGGGGCAGAGGCACGAUAGAAAUUACUAGACAAAACGGCGGUUUCCUUUAUCGGACUCAUGAAUAGCACGGGUUCUUCAGACUCAAAUGGAUCCAAAAAUUAUUUCGUAAACUUCAAUCAGGACAGCACAUCAUUGGCUGUGGGCAGCAGGACGGGCUACCGUUUGUACUCGCUGAGCAGCGUCGAUACGUUAGAGCAAAUCUACAGCAAUGGCACGGAGGACACCUGCUUGGUGGAGAGGCUCUUCAGCAGCAGCCUCGUCGCCGUCGUCUCCCUCGCGGCGCCCAGGAAGUUGAAAGUGUGCCAUUUCAAAAAGGGCACCGAAAUAUGCAAUUACUCCUAUUCGAACACCAUCUUGGCGGUGAAACUUAACAGGGCCAGAUUGGUGGUGUGCCUCGAAGAGAGCUUGUACAUCCAUAACAUUAGAGAUAUGAAAGUGUUGCAUACGAUCAGAGACACACCGCCGAAUCCGUUGGGUUUGUGCGCUUUGAGCAUCAACAGCGACAAUUGUUACGUGGCCUAUCCGGGCUCGUCGACCAUCGGCGAAGUGCAAAUAUUCGACGCUAUAAAUUUGCACGCCAAAACGAUGAUACACGCGCACGACAGCCCGUUGGCCGCUUUGGCGUUCAGCCCGAACGGCGUCCGGAUAGCGACGGCAUCGGAAAAGGGCACCGUGAUCAGGGUGUUUUCGGUGACGGACGCUUCGAAGUUGUACGAAUUCAGGCGAGGCGUCAAACGGUACGUGGCCAUGUCCUGUUUGGCGUUUAGUUUGUGCGGCCAGUUCUUAAGUUGCAGCAGCAACACCGAAACUGUACAUAUUUUCAAGCUGGAAGAACCCAAGGACAGUCCUAGACGGAGCGUAGAAGAGAGCAGUUGGAUGGGUUAUUUGUCGACGUAUCUUCCCACGCAAGUGACCGAUGUUUUCACGCAAGGUCGGGCCUUCGCCACGGCCCACUUGCCCAUAUACGGUUUGAGGAAUGUCAUUUCAAUAGCGACCAUUCAGCAGCAAUUGAGGCUUCUGGUGGCUACCGAAGACGGUGUAUUGUACGUAUAUAACAUCGAUUCGAACGAAGGCGGCGAUUUGGUGUUGUACAGAGACCAUCGAUUGGACGGAGCGCCCGAAAACGCUGGAAAGUCGAUUGAUAAACCGGACAGCGGUAAAAGUUCUUCACCGCAAAACAUCGAUUCGGGCAUACUAGGUAGCUACGCUGGCAUCGUCAAAGGCAAUCCAUCGGGCCAAAUGUCAGGUACUGGUCAGUAUAAAAAUACAACUAAUACUUUUUUUUUAAUUUAUAUAACACAAAAACCUCUUGUAUAAAAUUUCCUUCCGCGUAUUUCGUAUUAACGAUUAAUCGAGUCGGUUAAAUAGAAUCGAAAUACGAAUCGAAACCGUCAGGUAAGAUACUUUUUAU